UUUUGAUGGGUGUAGUCUGUGUUUUUACUCUAAAUUAAAAAAAGGGGUGUAUAACGGAAUAUUAUAUUUUUAAUUGUGAUGGAUUAAGAUUCGGGCGUAUUAGUUAUUUUUGAGUGCAUAUAAUGCUAAUCUAUAAUCAUUGCACGCCCAUUAUACUGCGGGAAGAGAGAGAGACGGGCACAGAGGGAUGAAGAGGUCACUGAUAAGGCGCUGCUUCCAGACUUGCCGCUCUCUCUCAGAGUACAGAAACUUUGCUUCUCAUCCAAACUGUGCUGUCCUCGAUGAUCUUGAUAGCCAAGUAUUAGUUGAAGGCAGAGCUUAUUCAAGAACUGCAAUUCUCAAUAGGCCCUCAGCUCUCAAUGCUCUCAAUACCAACAUGGGUGCUAGAUUGUUAAAACUGUACAGAUCAUGGGAAGAAGAUCCCGAUAUUGGUUUUGUGGCUUUGAAAGGCAGUGGCAGGGCUUUUUGUGCUGGUGGAGACAUCGUUUCUAUCUUUGUCUUGAUGAAUGAAGGGAGGGUAGAAGAUUGCAAGGAAUUUUUUAGGACGCUAUACACCUUUAUAUACCUGCUAGGUACAUAUUUGAAGCCGCAUGUUUCUCUUUUGAAUGGGAUUACCAUGGGUGGUGGGGCUGGAGUAUCAAUUCCUGGGACAUUCAAGGUUGCAACAAAUAAAACUGUUUUUGCCACCCCUGAAACUCUGAUUGGUUUCCAUCCUGAUGCUGGUGCAUCCUUUUACCUCUCCCAUCUACCUGGGCAUUUAGGGGAAUACUUAGCACUGACUGGAGAAAAGCUUGAUGGGGCAGAAAUGAUUGCUUGCGGGCUUGCUACACACUACUCACAUAUCACAAAGCUUCAAUUAAUUGAAGAGCAGCUUGCACAAUUGGUUACAGAUGAUCCUUCUUCCGUGGAAUCUUCUUUGGAAAAAUAUGGUGACCUUGUCCAUGCAGAUAAGAUGAGUGUACUUCACAGGAUUGAAACAGUUGACAAAUGUUUUGGCCUUGACACAAUUGAAGAAAUAAUCGAUGUCUUGGAGAUUGAGGCUUCACGAACUAAUGACCCAUGGUGCACUUCUACUCUUAGAAGACUAAAAGAAGCUUCCCCAUUGAGCCUGAAAGUUUCCUUAAGAUCGAUACGAGAAGGUCGAUUUCAGACACUAGAUCAGUGCUUGGUUCGUGAGUAUCGAAUGUCUCUUCAAGGGAUAUCCAAGAAGAUUACCAACGACUUCUGCGAGGGAGUUCGGGCACGACUGGUUGACAAGGACUUGAUGCCAAAGUGGGAUCCUCCGACCUUGGAGCUGGUGUCUAGUGAUAUGGUUGAGCAGUAUUUUUCUUCUCUUAGUGAAUGUGAGCCUGAUCUUGACCUUCCAACAGAACAGCGAGAGGCAUUCACUUGAGUUUCUUGAAAUUGUGAGCUGAAAUGAGGGAAAUUUGUAUCCAUUACGUUGUUCUUUUGGAUGAUAUUUGCACCCCUUACAUAUGCUCUGUGUUUUUUCUUCAAAAAGAAGACCAUAAAACAAGUAAAAACAGUUAAAGAUA
Messenger RNA from Tripterygium wilfordii, 1535 nucleotides. RefSeq names its product 3-hydroxyisobutyryl-CoA hydrolase-like protein 1, mitochondrial. The record is from RefSeq and is a predicted model, not a curated record. The coding region runs from base 188 to 1393 and encodes 401 amino acids. Gene Ontology annotation, molecular function: 3-hydroxyisobutyryl-CoA hydrolase activity. Lineage: Eukaryota; Viridiplantae; Streptophyta; Magnoliopsida; Celastrales; Celastraceae. The transcript has 14 exons. Gene Ontology annotation, biological process: L-valine catabolic process.